AUGUUUAUAAAUGCGAGGAGGAUCAAAAGAAGUAUUUUUUUCCAGCUACUAACACUGUGCUUCAUCUGCUCCAUUCUGACUGUCACCUGGGAAGAGCUGGACCACCAUGUGGUAAGUCAUGUGAGGGCCUUCUCGUACCGCUACCUAGUCAACGACUACAGCUUCAUAAACAGGAACUUCCACGUCAGUCGAGAGGAGGACGACAACAUCAACAAGUACCCCUAUCUGAUAAAUCCUCAGCACAAAUGCCAAAAUCACAAGGUGCUGCUGCUCUUGUUUGUGAAGUCACUUCCAGAGCACACAGACAGGAGGAAUUUCAUCCGCUCCACUUGGGGCAAUGAGACCUACGUCCGGAAGGAGUUGGGUGUGGACGUGAGGGUUGUGUUUGCCCUCGGAGUUCACGCGCAUCCCCUUUUCCGGGCCCAUGUCCAGCAGAAGCUCAUCCAAGAGGACCAUAUGUUCAAGGAUCUGGUCCAGCAGGACUUCCUCGACACCUUCCACAACCUCACCGUGAAGCUGAUGCUGCAGUUUAGCUGGGCGCACACCUACUGCCCGUACAGGCAGUUCUUCAUGUCAGCCGAUGAUGACAUGUUCAUCCAUGUGCCCAACCUUGUGCGCUACCUGCGGGAGCUGAACCGCAAGGGUGUGCAGAACUUCUGGGUGGGCCGCGUGCACAGGGGUUCACCACCCGUCCGCCACAAAAAAAGCAAGUACUACGUGCCUUAUGAGGUGUACCCAUGGGUCUCCUAUCCAGACUACACCCCAGGAGGAGGGUAUCUGAUCUCUGGAGAUGUAGUCAGGAAGAUCUACAAAGUCUGCAUGAUGCUGAGCAGCACGCUUUACAUUGACGAUGUCUUCAUGGGUAUAAGUGCCAAAAUCAUCGGCGUGUCCCCUCAAAACCACAUCUAUUUCUCAGGCGAAGGGAAGGCUCCUUCCCACCCUUGUAUCUACGACAAGAUGCUGACCUCUCACGGACAUGUGACAGACAUGCUUGACCUCUGGAAGGAGGCCACUAAACCCCAGAUUAGAAAUAUAUCCACUGGACUCAUGGGAAAUAUGUACUGCACCCUAGUGAAAGCAGUGCUCUUCUGUAAGCCAUUCAGUACCUACCCCUGCAUGGCAGCAUUUUCGUAGCAUCCGCAACCUGCUCAACGCAACAUAACAGACGAAAUCUACUGAAACAAAAGGUCUGCCAUUCAAAAU
Scleropages formosus (Asian bonytongue) is the source of this 1203-nucleotide messenger RNA. RefSeq names its product lactosylceramide 1,3-N-acetyl-beta-D-glucosaminyltransferase A-like. The coding region runs from base 1 to 1134 and encodes 377 amino acids. The transcript has a single exon. Gene Ontology annotation, biological process: protein O-linked glycosylation. Lineage: Eukaryota; Metazoa; Chordata; Actinopteri; Osteoglossiformes; Osteoglossidae. Gene Ontology annotation, molecular function: N-acetyllactosaminide beta-1,3-N-acetylglucosaminyltransferase activity. Gene Ontology annotation, cellular component: Golgi membrane. The record is from RefSeq and is a predicted model, not a curated record.